AUUUUCCCACCGUCCUUGUGUAUAUCACGCUCAGGAGGACAAAUAUAUUUUAGAUUUUGUAUCCGCAUUUUUGUAUCCAGAUCGAAAAGAAAAUGGUUCAUCUUACAAAAACUCUUCGAUUCAUUAACAAUCCUGGUUUUCGAAAAUUCUAUUACGGACUCCAAGGAUAUAAUAAAUAUGGAUUGUAUUAUGAUGAUUUUUAUGAUUAUACUGAUGCCGCUCAUCUAGAAGCUGUCCGUCGAUUACCACCCGAUCUUUAUGAUCAACAUACGUAUCGUUUAGUUCGUGCAUCACAAUUGGAAAUAACAAAACAAUUUCUACCGAAAGAACAAUGGCCAUCGUAUGAAGAGGACAUGGAUAAAGGUCGAUUCCUUACACCAUAUCUUGAUGAAGUAAUGAAAGAAAAAAAAGAAAAAGAAGAAUGGAUCAAUUUCUUGUCGAAAGAUUGAAUUAAAAAAUUCAAUUUAUUAAAAAAAAAAAUGUAUAGAAAAAGAGACGAGCGAACUAUUGAAUAUAUAGAAUUCAUUUAAUCAAUAAAAAAAAAAAUUUCAUUUUCA
Messenger RNA from Dermatophagoides farinae (American house dust mite), 557 nucleotides. Its product is annotated as cytochrome b-c1 complex subunit 7-like. Gene Ontology annotation, cellular component: respiratory chain complex III. Gene Ontology annotation, biological process: mitochondrial electron transport, ubiquinol to cytochrome c. The record is from RefSeq and is a predicted model, not a curated record. NCBI's taxonomy places the organism in Eukaryota, Metazoa, Arthropoda, Arachnida, Sarcoptiformes, Pyroglyphidae.